This is a messenger RNA of Schistosoma mattheei, 1233 nucleotides long. NCBI's taxonomy places the organism in Eukaryota, Metazoa, Platyhelminthes, Trematoda, Strigeidida, Schistosomatidae. The record is from the annotation of a GenBank genome assembly.
CUUCAAGCACGUGAGAAAGGUGGAUCGUUGAAUGUCCAGAAUGUUCUUAUAUCUGUAUGAGAAAACAUGGUAUUCGAAAAGACUGGGAAAGUUACCAUAUCCGUAGUUGGGUAUCCAGGCUCAGGAACGGAUGUUCGUCAACAUGUUGGGAAAUCUUGUCUCAUAAACCGUUUUAUGGCCCCAUACAGGUUCAAUGAAAACCACUUGUCAAUUUUAAGUUUGUCAGAUUAUGAUAGUGAAGUCAUCUGUUCAAGCCACUGGCUAUAUUGGGGAGACAGUAGUGUGAAUGUUAACGGCUGUAAACUACAUAUCCAAAUAAUUGAGCAGUGUGACUUUGUGGAUGACCAUCUUUUCCAACCUCUUUUCGAACCCAGACCAUAUGCAGAACGAUGUUUGGACUUUAAAAUCACCUUGCAUUCAAGAAAGUUGUGUUACGUUUGUAAGGAGCAGCUUGGGCAUGAGUCGGCUUUUCCGCAGGUUUAUCUUGAACCCACCACUUUAUUUGUAGAUGUCUUUGUAUGUGUAUAUGACAUGUCAUUAUGUGGUCCUUCGGCUCUGCAACAGGCUGCCUUCUUAGAUCAUGUCAUCACUCGUCUUUCGUCUCUUAAGUUUCCAGUGGUUGUCGCAACGUCUAAACAUGAUAUGAAUGUUUCUAGUCAGGCCUCAACUCUCUUUAAAGAUACACUCAGUGGAUGUAAAAAACAUUGGAUGAAAAAUCUGUGUAUCGUAGAAACGUCUUCACGCCUAAAUGUAAACGUCAAAACUGUUUUUCAAUGUGCUGCAGUUUUUGGACAUCACAAACGUGCUAAUAAGUACAAACUCCAUACUGGCCUUUUACGUUGUUCACUCAGAAAAUCAUCCAACGAACGCAAACCGUUCCCUAUGUGUUUCGGAAAGUCAGUGUGGUCUAGUAUACGUUGGGUUCAAUAUGGUACCAGUUCAUGUGACACAAACGUCCAUUCGAUUAGCAGCGAAUCUCCAAAUGUUCGACACGUAUCUUAUUUUCCUCCACUUGUACAGUCUCUCACAUUUCCUAAACAGCAUAAUAAACUAAGGAUUCCUGGACGAAUCAUUUUACCACAGAUGAUUGGUGUAAACGAUCCAAAUAUUCCUAUCACAAAACCCAGUUCACCCUUGGAAACGAAAACCUAUCAAAUGAACGCAAGUCUAUUUCCUGAUACCCAUUUUCCUAAAAACAGUUCUUUUGUUCAAGACAUAACUUUACCAAAAUAA